AUGUAUCGUAACUUUCUUUACGCAGCGUCUCUCCUUUCUGUGGCUCGCAGCCAGCUUGUCGGCACUCAGACCACUGAAACUCAUCCUGGUAUGACAUGGCAGUCAUGCACUGCCAAAGGAAGCUGUACAACUUGCUCCGACAACAAAGCAUGCGCUUCGAACUGCGCUGUUGAUGGUGCCGACUACAAGGGCACCUACGGAAUCACGGCUAGUGGAAACUCACUCCAGCUCAAGUUCAUUACCAAAGGGUCGUACUCUACCAACAUUGGUUCCCGCACAUACUUGAUGGCGUCUGAUACCGCCUACCAAAUGUUCAAAUUCGAUGGCAACAAGGAGUUCACUUUCGAUGUGGACCUUUCAGGCCUGCCUUGUGGCUUCAACGGUGCUCUAUACUUCGUCAGCAUGGACGAAGAUGGUGGUCUAAAGAAGUACUCUGGUAACAAGGCUGGUGCAAAGUACGGAACUGGUUACUGUGAUGCUCAAUGCCCAAGGGAUCUGAAAUUUAUCAAUGGCGAGGGCAAUGUCGAAGGAUGGAAGCCUUCAGACAACGAUGCGAAUGCCGGUGUUGGUGGUCACGGCUCCUGCUGCGCGGAGAUGGAUAUCUGGGAAGCGAAUUCCAUCAGUACAGCAGUUACACCCCACGCUUGCAGCACUAUCGAACAGACUCGCUGCGACGGCGACGGCUGCGGUGGUACAUACUCAGCUGACCGCUACGCCGGCGUAUGCGACCCCGAUGGCUGCGACUUCAAUGCUUACCGCAUGGGUGUCAAGAACUUUUACGGCAAAGGCAUGACUGUCGACACUUCCAAGAAGUUCACUGUCGUCACACAAUUCAUCGGUACUGGCGACGCUAUGGAGAUCAAGCGCUUCUACGUCCAAGGUGGCAAGACCAUCGAGCAGCCAGCAUCUACCAUUCCUGGCGUGGAAGGCAACUCAAUCACCACAAAAUUCUGUGACCAGCAGAAACAGGUGUUCGGUGAUAGGUACACAUACAAGGAGAAGGGUGGAACUGCCAAUAUGGCCAAGGCUCUUGCACAAGGCAUGGUGCUGGUCAUGUCGCUCUGGGACGACCAUUACUCCAACAUGUUGUGGCUUGACUCAACCUACCCGACCGACAAGAACCCUGACACUGAUCUCGGUUCUGGCCGUGGCUCAUGCGACGUCAAAUCUGGUGCACCAGCUGAUGUGGAAAGCAAGAGUCCUGACGCAACUGUCAUUUACUCCAACAUCAAAUUUGGUCCUCUUAACUCGACCUAUUAG
Messenger RNA from Parastagonospora nodorum SN15, 1260 nucleotides. RefSeq lists its product as hypothetical. The transcript is spliced from 3 exons. The record is from RefSeq and is a predicted model, not a curated record. Gene Ontology annotation, molecular function: hydrolase activity, hydrolyzing O-glycosyl compounds. Gene Ontology annotation, biological process: carbohydrate metabolic process. Bases 1 to 1260 code for a protein of 419 amino acids. NCBI's taxonomy places the organism in Eukaryota, Fungi, Ascomycota, Dothideomycetes, Pleosporales, Phaeosphaeriaceae.